ACACAUUUGUUAUCGCAUAGUUUGUCAACAACGCAGCCGCCAUAUGUAAUGCCUCUUAGUUACCUACCAAAGCACUAACAUAUGGCAUUGGAGAGCAAAGCAGGCAAAGUUGCAAACAAUGAAGUGGAGGAGCUUGCCCGCGGCGACUGUAGCGAUCGCCACUGGCGUCGUCUUCUUCCUCUCUGCCAUAGGAGCACCAGCGGCCAUGGCCAGUGUCGUCGAACACACCUUUGUUGUGAGACAGGUGAAAAUGACGCACUUGUGCAAGGAAACGCUGGCAACCGUGGUGAACGGGCAGUUUCCAGGGCCAGCAAUAGAGGUCACAGAGGGAGACUCGGUGACAGUUCAUGUCGUCAACCAGUCACCCUACAACUUAACAAUCCACUGGCAUGGAGUGAAGCAGCGGCUCAACUGUUGGGCAGACGGGGUGCCAAUGAUCACCCAGUGCCCCAUUCUACCAAACCAGAACUUCACCUAUAGAUUCAACGUUGCUGGACAGGAAGGCACAUUGUGGUGGCAUGCUCAUGUUUCCUUCCUCCGGGCUUCCGUGCACGGCGCCUUGAUCAUCCGGCCGAGACGUGGGGCCAGCUCGUACCCAUUUCCGAAGCCUUACAAGGAGAUCCCCAUCAUUAUAGGUGAGUGGUGGGAAAUGGACCUUUUAAAGGCGGACUGGGACAUUAAGCAGCAUGUGAUUGAUGCUUACUUCAAUGCAUCGACAAUAAACGGAAAGCUUGGAGAUCUCUACAGCUGCUCUGGUGCCGUAGAAGAUGGAUACUUGCUUGAUGUGGAACCCGGAAGAACCUACCUGCUACGAAUUAUCAACGCUGCGCUCUUUUCUGAGUACUACCUAAAGAUCGCCGGCCACAAGUUCACGGUUGUCGCCGCAGACGCCAACUAUGUUAGCCCGUACACCACGGAUGUCAUCGCCAUUGCACCCGGUGAGACCAUGGAUGCCCUUCUGGUCGCCGACGCUGAUCCUGGCAGAUACUAUAUGGUAGCCCUGCCCAACCAGUCGCCGUUGCCAGACCCGCAAAGCCCAACGUUGAUCACCAGAGGAAUAGUUCAGUAUAGCAACAAGCAAAGAGCUGCCGAUGGAGGAGGACGUCCAUCCAGUGAUAUUCCAGUGUCACCAGAGAUGCCUGACCAGCAUGACAUGAUUACAUCGUUCUACUUCCAUGGAAACCUGUCAGGCCUACACCAUCCCCAGCACCUGGAUGUGCCGAAGCAUGUUGAUGAGCGCCUGUUCAUCACACUCGGCCUGGGCUCCAUCUGCCGGGGAGGACAAUCUUCCUGCAAGAGGAGCGAGAACAAUGAGUCCAUGGAUGUGGCGACCAUGAACAGCUUCACCUACCAGCAACCUGCGGUCGCUACACCACUCCUGGAGCUACACUACUACAGCAUCGACAACCGCGUGCUGAGCAUGCUGCAAGAGCUCCCAGACAAGCCGCCGAGGGUGUUCAACUACACCGACCCAGCCCUUAUCCCACCUGGACCCAAAGAAGCCAAGCUGGAGCCGACGUCCAAGGCGACGAUUGCACGGCGUUUCCGGCAAGGGGCUGUGGUGGAGGUGGUGUUCCAGGGUAUGGCGAUUUUAUCAAGCGAAUCGAACCCGAUGCACCUACACGGGCAUGAUGUGUUCGUGCUCGCUCAGGGCGAAGGCAACUAUGACGCAACGAGGGAUGUGCCAAGGUACAACCUUGUGAAUCCGGCUGUCAAGAACACCGUAUUUGUGCCGAGGCUUGGCUGGGUUGCUGUCCGCUUCAUCGCAGAUAAUCCAGGGAUAUGGUACAUGCAUUGCCAUUUUGGGUUUCAUCUCUCAAUGGGCAUGGUUGCAUUAUUCAUCGUAGAGGAUGGAUCAACAGUGGACACAUCUCUCCCUGCACCACCAGCGGAUUUUCCAACAUGUGGACAUGACCACAAUGUUAUGUCAAAUGAGUUCUACCCUAUCUAAGGAAAUUGAACUGACAUUGAUAAAUGGAGUCUAGUAAAUAGUUCCAAACAGUGGCUUUCAAAUAAGUUUACAGAGGAAAGAUGCAUAAAUCUCGAGAUGAAACAAAAAUCCUUGCUAGUCAAAAUUAAUCUGUAUAUGUAUCUUGAGAUGUGUCCUAUUAUGUAAACAUUUAAUCUAUAAUAUUCUAUCUUUAUGGAAUUCAGUCACUAA
Messenger RNA from Setaria italica (foxtail millet), 2161 nucleotides. Its product is annotated as laccase-15. Gene Ontology annotation, molecular function: copper ion binding; oxidoreductase activity. The record is from RefSeq and is a predicted model, not a curated record. Bases 119 to 1951 code for a protein of 610 amino acids. The transcript has 6 exons. Lineage: Eukaryota; Viridiplantae; Streptophyta; Magnoliopsida; Poales; Poaceae.